Messenger RNA from Entrophospora candida, 286 nucleotides. Lineage: Eukaryota; Fungi; Glomeromycota; Glomeromycetes; Entrophosporales; Entrophosporaceae. The record is from the annotation of a GenBank genome assembly.
AUCUGGAAAAGAAAGACAACAAUGUGUAGAUGAAGUGAUUGGUUCGAGUUUGGCUCCAAGAGAACUAUUCAAUGUUGAUGCUUUAGCAGAGUGUAACAGAAAAGUUGUACCAAAACUUCCAAGACCAUUAAUGCCAAUUGAGGUCUUGAGAGUUUUAAAUCAAUUUCCACCUGAAAUUGAAGAUUUUGUUCCUGAAGUCACACCUGAAAUCAAAGAUUUUGUUCCUGAAGACACACCAGUCCUUGAAACAGUACCUGAAGUUGAAGAACUUGUUAUGCCUGAACAA